AUUGUGAGCAAAUGGUAAUAUAAGGAUUUUGGAGUAACUUAAUACCACUAGAUUUUGCUCUUUGUGCAUUUGCAAGAAAGUUUCUGCAAAUGCUUAAGAAGUCUAGAUGCAUAAAGGAAGGUAGGGCUAAGUUACUUCCUGGUGCUAUGAAACUGGCAAUUGGACAGGCGCAAUUGUGGGUGUCCUUUUUUUUUUUUUAAGGUGUACUUAUUGCAGGCUUGAAAAGCUGUUGAUCCUCAUGGGUUGGUUGGGUGCAUGUUCUCUUUAAAAACAAGAUGUAUUCAUUCCCAUUGUUGAGUAUACUUUGCUGCUUGCUACUGGUGAGACUGAUAGGCGGAUAUCCAAAAAGUUUGGAUACCAAAUUAACUGCACUUGAGUUUCCAGUGACCCCAUUAAAUCCAAUGGGUAAAUUUUCCAACGCAGUGUAGUCACCCAAUUUACAGAUUAAGCUUUCAUAUCCUUAGAUUGUAUCUGAAAUCUUCAUAGCGUUGCUCACCUUUUAGGGUUCAGAGUUACUACCCAUUCAGAGUCUGUGGCCUUUAGCUGUUGGCAAGCUUCUAAGUGAACUGCUCUUUUGCAGAGAUCUGUACCCGCUCUAUUCUUCCACUCCUGGGUGGUGGAGAGCCAAAGUUCACUUGAGUAAUGCGCGUGCCCAGCAUCCACUAACCCUGCAGGGGUUAGCACGGGUACUGGCGGCUCCCCCCACCCCCAUGGGAUGCUGGGAUUUGGUUUUUAAGAGGACCUGUGAAAGGAAUUACCGAUCUAUAUUUGUAUUGAGUCCAGACACCACCUUGCAAAAUAAUUGAGAGUUCAGCCUGUUUGUUGUGGAGUUUCUGCUUUUCACGGUCCUUGGCCUCACCGACGGUUUACAGUCCAGCCAGAUUUAGUUCACAAAAAAACAAAACCCUAGGUCGACCUCACUGCAGUGUGUGAUGGCAGCGAUGGUUUUAAAGCGCAGGACCUGUAGUCUGCUCAACAGUUGUGUCUAAAGUUGUCCAAAAGUGUCUCUUUAAAAGUGAGGUGAUGCAGUCGGUAAACGCUUUGAAAAAGAAUAGCUGUUCCCUGAGCGGACCUUAGUCGCGUGUGGGGUCGACGCCCAUUAUUGCGUGCGUUCGGAUCGAGGCGCUGGCCUGUGAGGGAGCGCCUCGGACCGGGCCGGGGCGGGGCUGGGCUGUCCUCCCGGAGCGUGCUGGGGCGCGUUGCGCCGGCCUUGGCCGCUAGUACGCCUGCGCGGGCGUCCUCGGCACCAGCUGCCGCCAGUUUCCACACGAAUUUCCACACGCUGGGAAGUCCGUUACCUGAGAGAGAUCCAUGGCCAGCAUGUCGGAUGAAAAAGCUUCCCGGAAGGGAGACGAGGAGAAAGAAGAGGAGCAGCUCGCGAUCAUCCCCGGUAGCGAGUACGCGGCAAAGCAGGCGGCGGAGGAGGGAGCGCCCACGAAGUUGGAAGUGGCGGUGAGGGCGGCGGGCUACUCCGACGACCUCAGCUCCGGGGAAGCCGACAUUGACCCAAUGCUCUUGGAGCUCGCCGCUGACGAGGAGAAGUGCCGCAGCAUCCGCAGGCAGUACCGGCAGCUCAUGUACUGCGUGCGGCAUAACCGGGAGGACAUCGUGAACUCGGCGAGCGACUCCUUAACCGAGGCUCUGGAGGAAGCCAACGUCCUGUUUGAUGGCGUGAGCCGAACCAGAGAAGCAGCCCUCGAUGCCCAGUUUCUUGUGAUGGCUUCUGAUUUGGGUAAAGAAAAGGCAAAGCAGCUAAACUCGGACAUGAACUUCUUCAAUCAGGUAGCAUUUUGUGACUUCCUGUUUGUGUUCGUGGGUCUGAAUUGGAUGGAAGGUGAGCCUGACGACUUGGGUGGCUAUGACGACGAUAUAACCCUUUCCUUCUGGGAGGCCAUAGAAAAGGAAGCAGCAUCCUGGAUGGUACAAGCAGAAACAUUCCAUUUCGUUUUCGGUUCUUUCAAGCCACAACCUUCUGCACCAAAGCCCCGACUUGAACACCAGAGAAAAGUUCGCAGAAUGGAAGAAAAUGGGAAUAUGCCUACAAAGUUGAGGAAGUUAGACCUGAGUAGUUACCCAGAAGCGACCGAAGAAAACGUAGAAAGGAUUUUGGGAUUGUUGCAAACCUACUUUCGAAAGUAUCCUGAUACUCCUGUGUCCUAUUUUGAGUUUGUGAUUGAUCCAAACUCUUUUUCUCGUACUGUGGAGAAUAUAUUUUAUGUUUCUUUCAUUAUAAGAGAUGGUUUUGCAAGAAUAAGGCUUGAUGAAGACAGGCUGCCAAUAUUAGAACCGAUUAAUAUUAACCAAAUGAGUGAGGGAAAUGAUUCCAGUUGCCAUGGCAGGAAACAGGGAGUUAUAUCUUUGACUUUACAGGAUUGGAAGAAUAUUGUGGCAGCUUUUGAAAUUUCUGAGGCUAUGAUAAACUCCUCAUGCUAAAGAUUUCUUAGUAUAGGAUCCUUUUUGUGUUUUUUUUUUCCCGAAGUUCUCUGAGAGAGUUAAAUCUAAACUGAAACACAUAUUGUAUCUCUUGUAAGCUGAAAAAAUAUACUUGAAAACAUUGUUUUACUGUGCAGCAUAGUUUUCUUAAUAAUUUGUAAGGCCAUGAUGUUCUGUUAUUUAAAAAAAAAUUUUGCUGGCAUAUUAAUGAGAAUGUUUUAUUGAAUGCCCUUUAAGACUAUUUUAAUAAAAAGUUUUGGAUACCAAA
Molecule: messenger RNA, 2701 nt
Organism: Sapajus apella (tufted capuchin)
Lineage: Eukaryota; Metazoa; Chordata; Mammalia; Primates; Cebidae
Gene: EID3
Product: EP300 interacting inhibitor of differentiation 3
Exons: 1
Coding region: 1312-2433 (373 amino acids)
Biological process (GO): DNA repair
Cellular component (GO): nucleus; Smc5-Smc6 complex
Source: RefSeq, a predicted model, not a curated record